Pieris brassicae (large cabbage white) is the source of this 1765-nucleotide messenger RNA. It is a transcript of the gene fray, whose product is annotated as STE20/SPS1-related proline-alanine-rich protein kinase. The record is from RefSeq and is a predicted model, not a curated record. Gene Ontology annotation, biological process: protein phosphorylation. Gene Ontology annotation, molecular function: ATP binding; protein serine/threonine kinase activity. The coding region runs from base 1 to 1467 and encodes 488 amino acids. The transcript has a single exon. NCBI's taxonomy places the organism in Eukaryota, Metazoa, Arthropoda, Insecta, Lepidoptera, Pieridae.
AUGGCAGGAUCCGGACACAUGUGGCCGAACAGUCAAGAUGAUUAUGAGCUAUUGGAGGUUAUAGGAGUUGGCGCUACGGCCGUUGUACAUGCAGCCUUCUGCCGUCCUCGAAGUGAGAAGUGUGCUAUCAAAAGGAUCAACUUGGAGAAAUGGAACACUUCCAUGGAUGAACUUCUUAAAGAAAUCCAGGCAAUGUCCAGCUGUAAUCAUGAGAAUGUCGUAACCUAUUACACCAGCUUUGUAGUGAAGGAGGAGUUGUGGCUUGUACUGAGACUGCUUGAAGGUGGAAGCUUGCUCGACAUCAUCAAGCAUAAGAUGAGAAUUUCAAACUGUAAACAUGGAGUUUUUGAUGAAGCAACUAUCGCUACUGUACUAAAAGAAGUUUUGAAAGGUCUUGAAUAUUUCCAUCAAAAUGGACAAAUUCAUAGAGACAUCAAGGCUGGUAACAUUCUCCUUGGAGAUGAUGGAAUCGUGCAAAUUGCUGAUUUUGGUGUUUCCGCUUGGCUGGCAACUGGACGCGAUCUAUCGCGGCAGAAGGUCCGCCACACGUUUGUCGGGACUCCAUGUUGGAUGGCGCCCGAAGUCAUGGAACAAAAUCAUGGAUAUGACUUUAAAGCUGAUAUUUGGUCCUUUGGAAUCACAGCUAUUGAAAUGGCCACCGGAACGGCUCCCUACCACAAGUAUCCUCCUAUGAAAGUAUUGAUGCUGACUUUACAGAACGAUCCGCCCACAUUAGACACGGGAGCGGAAGAAAAAGACCAAUAUAAGGCUUACGGCAAAACUUUCAGGAAAAUGAUUUCUGAAUGUCUCCAAAAAGAUCCAACUAAGAGACCAUCAGCGACCGAGUUACUUAAGCAUUCAUUCUUCAAGAAAGCAAAAGAUCGUAAAUAUCUCGUGCAAACAUUGGUGUCAAUCGGACCGAGCAUGGAGACUAGAGUACAUAAGGCUAGCAAGCGUCAACCGGGAACUUCGGGACGUUUACACCGAAUGGAAACUGGAGAAUGGGUGUGGGAGAGUGAUGAAGAGGAUGACGACGAGGACGGAGAAGCAGCCGAUCGUCCGAUGAACCAAUUACUUAGAGCGGAUUCUUCCGACAGCGAAAGUGAUAGUGAGGGCCGCGCUGGCUUUACAAUUGGUUCCAUAGAAGCCGAGGAAGCGCCACUUAUCAACCUCGUUUUAAGAAUGAGGAACUCGCGAAAGGAACUCAACGACAUCCGCUUCGAGUUCGCUCCCGGAAAGGAUUCAGCGGACGGCAUCGCUACCGAGUUGGUUGGAGCUGGUCUCGUAGACGGACGCGAUUCGGCAACCAUCGCUCAGCAAUUGCAAGUCCUUGUCGACUCCCACAUUUUCCCCAGCGGAGCCCCGGCACCUCGCACGUUAACUUUCCGUUUGGAAUCCGCGGAUCCCGCAGAGCCACUGGAUGAGAAAGGUCUCAUAGGCUACGCGCAGUUAUCUAUCGUCGACUGAUUCUUUUCUACCUCCCUAAAGGACAAUAACUCGAGUAUUUAACUUUCCAUAGUGCGUUUAGCCACUGAGCACUUUUGCUAUUUACCUAUUGACGAAGCAUGAGAGCACAAAUGGUAACCGAUACUAAGUCGCGAGUCGUUGGCUUCCAAAUUAUCUUAAUCACUGUUGUAUCACGUAUAUAGCUAUAUAGCGCAUCGCUGAGACUCUUAUUCUUCAAGUACAGAUAAAUCCAAGGGAAAAGGCACCAAUAGAAUAUUUUCUUAGUAUUCUUAUAGGUAUCAUUAGAAGAAAACCAUAA